UGCCUCUGACACACACAGUCCACACAGAGGGGCAGGUGUGGGUGGCCACGGCGCACAUAACCCUGCAGCAGGUCGGACACAUCCUGCAGCAUUUGGAUUUAUUUUUUCAUUUCAAUUCUUUUUUUUUUUUUUACUCAGACAUAUAAAACACCGCCAUCAUGUUGUGGACGGCGAAUCAGAUCUUAAGGAAAUUCUCCACCUCAUCCCAUUAUUACCAGAAUAAGCUGAAACUAGCUAUAAUUGGCCAGAGCGUGUUUGGUCAGGAGGUGUACAGCAACCUGAGGAAGCAGGGUCACAAGGUGGUGGGUGUGUUCACGGUCCCGGACAAGGAUGGCAAAGCCGACCCCCUGGCUACGGCUGCAGAGAAGGAUGGGACGCCGGUGUUUAAGUUUCCUCGGUGGCGGGUCAAGGGGAAGCCCAUCCCAGAGGUAGUGGAGGCCUAUAAGGCAGUGGGUGCUGAGCUCAACGUCAUGCCCUUCUGCUCCCAGUUCAUCCCCAUGAACGUGAUCGAUCACCCCAAACACGGCUCCAUCAUCUACCACCCCUCCAUCCUGCCCCUGCACAGAGGAGCCUCAGCCAUCAACUGGACCCUGAUUGAAGGUGAUAAGAAAGCUGGCUUCACAGUGUUCUGGGCUGAUGAUGGUCUGGAUACUGGACCGAUCCUGCUGCAGAAAGAGUGUGCUGUGGAACCCAAUGACACUGUGGACACGCUGUACAACCGCUUCCUCUUCCCAGAAGGCAUCAAAUCUAUGGUGGAAUCAGUGCAGCUCAUUGCAGAUGGAAAGGCUCCUCGAAUUCCCCAGCCAGAGGAAGGAGCAAGUUAUGAAGGCAUUCAGAAGAAAUCCAAUGCUAAGGUCAACAUGGCACAACCAGCUGAAGUCAUCCACAACUGGAUCCGAGGUCAUGACAAAGUCCCCGGUGCCUGGACUGUCAUCAAUGGUCAACCCGUGACCCUGUAUGGUUCGUCCAUGCUGACGGGGUCAGUACCAGCCGGUCAACCCCUGGAGGUCGAAGGGGCAUCCCAGCCCGGUGUAGUUGCCAAGAAUGGGCUUGUCCUUUAUGGAACUGAUGGGAAAGCUCUUGUGGUGAAGAACCUGCAGUUUGAAGAUGGAAAGAUGAUCCCUGCAUCCAAAUACUUCUCCUCUGGAGAAAGCUCGAGUGUAGAUUUGACUGAUGAUGAGAAGAAGAUGGCAGAUGAGAUCAGGAACAUCUGGAAGGGCAUCCUCAGCAAUGUGGCAGCAAUUGAGGACACCACAGACUUCUUCAAGUCUGGAGCUGCGUCCAUGGAUGUAGUCAGGCUGGUGGAGGAGGUGAAGCAGAAGUGUGCUGGUGUCCAGCUGCAGAAUGAAGAUGUGUAUAUGGCCACCACUUUCCAGGACUUCAUCCAGAUGUUUGUCCGCAAACUGAGAGGAGAGGACCAGGAGGAGGAGCUGGUCAUUGACUAUGCAACCAAAGAAGCGAACAACAUGACACUAAAAAUGCCCUACCAGUGUUUUAUCAACGGUGCAUUUGAAGAUGCAGAGAAUGGCAAGACAUACGAUACCAUCAAUCCUACUGAUGGUUCGGUGAUCUGUAAGGUGUCUUAUGCUUCAGUGGGUGAUGUGGACCGUGCAGUUGCAGCUGCUAAAGAGGCUUUUGACAAUGGGCCCUGGGGCAAAAUGAACCCAAGAGACAGAGGAAGUCUGCUGUUCAAGCUUGCAGACCUCAUGGAGGAGCACCAGGAGGAACUGGCAACCAUUGAGUCCAUAGACUCAGGAGCCGUGUACACACUGGCCCUCAAGACCCACGUAGGCAUGUCAAUCCAGACCUUCCGCUACUUCGCUGGCUGGUGCGACAAAAUCCAGGGCAAAACAAUUCCCAUCAACCAGGCCAGACCAAACCGCAAUCUGACCUUCACAAAGAAAGAACCACUGGGUGUGUGUGCCAUUGUGAUCCCAUGGAAUUACCCUCUCAUGAUGUUGGCCUGGAAGAGCGCUGCCUGCCUCGCUGCUGGAAACACACUCGUGCUUAAACCUGCACAGGUUACUCCGCUGACUGCACUCAAGUUUGCUGAGCUGUCAGUGAAAGCUGGUAUUCCUAAAGGUGUUAUCAACAUUUUACCUGGCUCAGGUGGUAUGGUGGGACAACGUCUCUCCGAUCACCCAGAUAUUCGCAAGCUGGGCUUCACUGGUUCCACACCGAUUGGCAAGCAGAUCAUGAAGAGCUGUGCGGUCAGUAACCUGAAGAAGGUUUCUCUGGAGCUGGGAGGGAAGUCGCCUCUCAUCAUCUUCAGUGACUGUGACAUGGACAAAGCUGUUCGCAUGGGCAUGAGCUCUGUGUUCUUCAACAAAGGUGAGAACUGCAUCGCUGCUGGACGUCUGUUUGUGGAGGAGUCCAUUCACGAUGAGUACAUCAGCAGAGUGGUGGAGGAGAUCAAGAAGAUGAAAAUCGGAGACCCGCUGGAUCGGUCCACAGACCACGGCCCACAGAAUCACAAAGCCCACAUGGACAAGCUGCUGGAGUACUGCGAGAUCGGAGUGAAGGAAGGAGCCACGCUGGUGUAUGGAGGCAAACAGGUGGACAGGCCAGGAUUUUUCAUGGAGCCCACUGUGUUUACUGACGUGGAGGACCACAUGUUCAUUGCCAAAGAGGAGUCUUUCGGGCCCGUCAUGGUGGUGUCCAAAUUCAAAGAUGGCGAUGUAGACGGCGUACUUUACAGAGCCAACGACACAGAGUAUGGCCUGGCUUCAGGCGUGUUCACCCGCGACAUCAAUAAGGCCAUGUAUGUGAGCGAGCGACUGGAGGCUGGAACAGUAUUCGUCAACACCUACAACAAGACUGACGUAGCUUCACCUUUUGGAGGCUUCAAGCAGUCCGGUUUUGGCAAAGACCUCGGAGAAGAUGCUCUCCAGGAAUACCUCAAGACCAAAGCGGUGACAGUGGAGUACUGAGGCACAGACUGUCCGAACAAACUUUGAUCCACAUCUAAACAGAAAGGGAUUCGUCGGUCUUCUUCAACCCAGCAACCUCAGCUUCACUCAUUAUUUCUGAACUGUGUAUAUGUGUAUGUGUGUGUGAGUGUGUGUGUGUGUGUGAGUGUGUGUGUGUGUGUGAGUGAGUGAGUGUGUGUGCUUCAAGUGAUAGGAGUCUCAGCCACAGUUUGGACAACGUGCCUGUCAUCUCUUGGCUUUAUGUGUGGAAAUUCACAUCAGAGGACAUGCGGUUUUUACCCACCUGUAUCUCUACACAUAAAACUCUGCUGCUCAGCCUGAUGGGACCUGGGCCUGACAUGGAGUUUAGGUUAAAACACAACUUUUCCGUCUGAAACCUUUUUAUAUUGUUAAUCAAGCCUGAUUCUUUUCGACAUAUAAAUCAUUAAGGCCAUGCCUUCCUCCUUCACUCUGACAGCUUUUGGGCUGUCAUGCAUUGUAGCAGAAAACGGAAGCUUCAGUCAUCAGUGGAUGGAGCAAACUCAAGUCAAACAGUAGAAGAUAUUGUAUAUCAGCACUAGGUACCAGUCUGCAUUGCUUUAGAUUGCAUUUAUAUCCUUAAUUUACAUAAAAGCUGUGAUCAAACAAAGUAAUCCUAAGCAAAGGUUCAUGUAUACUUUCUACCAUGUAAUUUCUGAAGGAAACUCUUUAUUUUUGAAGGUUACAUAAAAUCAAACUAGUAGCAGUGACAGAAGGGACUGUUGACACUGUUUUAUUUUUUAUUUACUUAUGAUGAAAGUCUUAAUGAGGAGUGGUCAAAGGACAGCUAGUUUCACAUGGAUUACCUUCCUUCCAAGUUAUUCCUGAUUUUGGUUUAUUGUAAUACACAAAAAAAACUGGCAGAUACAUGAAUCCUUGUAAAAAUUGAUAAUCCACCAGAAAAUAGACAUGUAGCUCAAUGUAUGUUUUAUUGAACAGUGGUUUUAAGGAAAAGACAUGCAGCCAUGCACCUGAAUUCAGAUAGCUAUCAGUGAAUCACCAACAGGAAUAUGAAUCAGUGUGGUUUUUGGGUAUUGAAACUUUACUGCAUGGCAUCUUAUUAAGUUUGUCAUGACAGUGUCUCCAACAACUGAUUGCAGCUGCAUUUGUGAACGAUUACACUGUAAAGUAAAAGAAAUGCUGAACUGAGGUGGAUUACCUGUGUCAAAGACGUGGGUAGAGUUUGACAUGAUGAUCUGUAAGAAGCAUGAAGAAAUGUUACUUUUUAUCAUCUGGAUGCAACGCCAAGGACAAAAGGUCAGCACAUCCAAGUGUCCAGGUAGAUGCUACUGUAAAACAUGUAAGGAAUUUAACUGUUGGAUCAUUGUGUAGUGAGCCAUUUCAUUCACUCUCCAUCACAAACACUCUGCUUAUUUAUAUCCUGUCCCGUAACCGUAGACAGUCACUGUCAAGUCUGAAUUUCUUUGUAUAUAUUUUUCAACAACAGUUGGGUAAAGGACUAUUUGAUAUAUUUUUGACAUUGUAUUUGUCAAACAGAGGAAGACUAUAUGUUAAAACACUAUAUUAUAUUCGUUAGACACACCAGCGAGAUGUUUUUUGCAUCACUAAUGUGGAGAAGUUGUGAAAUUAGUUUUCUAUUUGUCCCAUUUUCUUAGCAAAGGCUACAAAGCCAAUGUUUUCUUUCAUUCUUUAUAAAAAAAAGGAGAACUGUCGCCUCAAUAAACAGUAUAUCUUCAA
Molecule: messenger RNA, 4646 nt
Organism: Sphaeramia orbicularis (orbiculate cardinalfish)
Lineage: Eukaryota; Metazoa; Chordata; Actinopteri; Kurtiformes; Apogonidae
Gene: aldh1l2
Product: aldehyde dehydrogenase 1 family, member L2
Exons: 23
Coding region: 159-2930 (923 amino acids)
Biological process (GO): one-carbon metabolic process; 10-formyltetrahydrofolate catabolic process; biosynthetic process
Cellular component (GO): cytoplasm
Molecular function (GO): oxidoreductase activity, acting on the aldehyde or oxo group of donors, NAD or NADP as acceptor; formyltetrahydrofolate dehydrogenase activity
Source: RefSeq, a predicted model, not a curated record